Molecule: messenger RNA, 1763 nt
Organism: Triticum aestivum (bread wheat)
Lineage: Eukaryota; Viridiplantae; Streptophyta; Magnoliopsida; Poales; Poaceae
Product: ankyrin repeat domain-containing protein 17
Exons: 12
Coding region: 91-1566 (491 amino acids)
Molecular function (GO): protein binding
Source: RefSeq, a predicted model, not a curated record
UCCUUCCCACCGAAGCCACCACCGCCCACCCCUAAACCCGACCCUCCGCCCGCUUCCAGACCCUUCUCGAGCUCGCUCCCGCCUCUCGCCAUGGGGAAGGGGAAGAGCCGCCGCGGCGCAGGGGGAGGGGCGAGGGGGCCCGCGCCGGCGGCGAGCGCGAGGGACGUCCAGCGAGCCGCGGCGGCGCUCGCCCUCCACGGGUUCGAGGUCACCGACGUCGGUACCGGCGGCUGGUCGCCGCAGAUGCAGUUCCUCCUCGCGUGCUCGCAAGGCGACCUGCGCCGGGCCAAGGGUACGAUCCUCCUCCGUGAUGGCGUUGUUCUGGAUAGGGUUUUAGCCGUGGUUGGUUGCUACUUACAGUUGCAGUAUAUGAUAUCCUUGGUAAAUGGCAUGGACAAGGAUGACAGGGAGUCGCUUGCAUCUGUGAGGGUCGAGGGCUGUGGGGCGUUGCAUUCCGCAGCAGGCGCGGGUGAUAUGGCCAUCUGCAGGUACCUGGUGGAGCAGCUUGGAUUUGAUGUCGACUCGGAUGCUAGCUCUGGUUCGACACCCUUGUCUUUCGCGGUGGCGCAUGGGGAAAUGACUGCUGCGAGGUAUUUUCUUGAAAAAGGUGCUAAUCCCAACACAAAAAGUUCCUCCACCGGCACGACUCCUCUGCAUGAAGCAGUAGCAACAGGCUGUGAUGAAAUUACACGACUGCUGCUACCGAAAGGAGCUAAUGUUGAGGCACCUUCUCCUCAUGGGACACCUCUAGUUGCCGCUGCAGCCCAUGGGAAGUUCAAUGCUAUGAAGAUUUUGCUGGAGCACCAUGCAGAUCUGAACAAAGUCUCAUGGGACUUUGGUACACCCCUGACCACAGCACUCUAUGCUACUCCUGACAGAAUGAAUGAGUCCACUUGCUUAGAGUGCGUGAAACUUCUUGUCAAGGCUGGCGCGGAUGUCAAUUGUACAAUUCCUGAAACUCCAUUGGCAAUAGCAACUAACAAUGGUUUAACCACAUGCUUUAAAUACUUGUUGGAGGUUGGCGCCAAUAUCAAUGUUCCAGCUAACCAGGUUAAGAAAAGUGACAGUGAUAGCAAAGCUCCACUGAAAUCAAGCAGUGCAAAAGCUGUUAGGGGGAAGAACUAUGUUGCUGCAUCAAGAUUGUGUUCUGAGGGCAAGUCAAGUGACAAAGAUAGGAAGGCUCGGCUGAAAUCACAAGGUGCAAAAGCAGUUGAGGGCAAGGACUAUGCCGCCGCAUCAAAAUUCUACACAGAGGCAAUCAAGCUGGAUCCGGCUGACGCGGUGUUGUAUUCGAACAGGAGCCUUUGCUAUCUGAAGUGUGGUGAAGCACAUGACGCUUUGAUUGAUGCCAAUGCUUGCAUAAGUCUGGACCCUAAGUGGCAUAAAGGUUACUACCGGAAAGGAGCCGCCCUUAUGUCUCUUCUGGAGUACAAAGAGGCCUCUGAUGCGUUCUCGGCUGGAAUGAAACUGGAGCCUAACAACAAGGAGAUGCAGGAGGCGCAUAGGGAGGCAGUUGAGGCAAUGAGGAAGGAACAGUCUGAGCCGAGUCUCUACGCACUGGAUUAGUUCUUCAGGAGUGCUUCUGCUUCCACAGUAGUCUUUUCUGAAUGUUCGUUCUGUGUAUAUGUACCUGUAAAAAGGUAGAACGUACUUGUGUAGUGGUUUUGCAUGUUACGAUCCAAAACGCUCUUUGGAUGCUGGGAGCUCUUAUCAGCACAUGAAACUGUUACCAAAUGCCGCUCGGCAGUCGGCAUGUCUUCUUU